GAUUGACUCACCUAUGGCUACCUGUCUUGGCAACCGCAACCGGUUGUUUAUUGCCAUACUCUAAGCAAAAUAUUCCUAAAAUGUCGCAAACUAGACACGUUUUCGAAAAACCUCAUCAAAAAUCAUUAAUUUCCAAACCGAUAAGAGGUUCAUCCUGUACUAUAUCGGAUGAAAUACUCAAGUUUGACUACUCUUAUGGAUACGACUGUAAGCGCCCAUUCAAUCUUUGCAAAAUCGAUAACGAUGUUUUGGUGUAUGCGUCAGGAAAUCUGAUACACUUUUUUGAUGUGAGAAAACAAACAAUUGCUACCCGUAGGAGCUCUACGGGUGGUGGAAUCGGCUGCAUUCAGAUAAAUCCCAAUCCAGAACUGUGCCAUCUGACGAUUGGUGAAAAUGGCAGCAACCCACCGAUCAUAAUCUACAGCUAUCCGGAGAUGGCAGUUGUGAACAUCCUGAACAAUGGUACGACCCAAGCAUACAGCCGAGUGGAUUAUAGUUCCGACGGGGAACUACUGGUGUCGCAAGGUUGCGAUCCUGACUACAUGCUAACCGUGUGGAACUGGCGCGAUGGCGAGAUCAUACUGCGCUGCAAGUCGUUUUCGAAUGAUGUCAUAAAUGUCAUGUUUUCACCAUCCGUGCCCGGUCAUCUAACCUCAUGUGGUCUUGGUCAUAUAAAAUUCUGGAAAAUAGCUAAAACCUUCACCGGACUGAAACUGCAAGGAAAGCUUGGUCGAUUCGGAAAAACUGAGAUAUCCGACAUCAUUGGAAUCCUGCCGAUGCCAGAUGAAAAGGUUCUAUCCGGUUGCCAGUGGGGCAAUAUUCUGGUGUGGGAAGCUGGCUUGAUUAAAUUGGAAGUGUGUCGUAAAGGCCGAAAGCCUUGCCACGAGGGACCUAUAACCCAGAUCUGCGUUCGCAAUGGGGAAGUAAUGACCAGCGGAAUGGAUGGAUUCAUACGUAUGUGGUUCUGGGAAACGGUUGAGCUGGCUGAUCCUCCUGAUGAUGAUAGGAUUGUACAAAUCGAACCAGUAAUGGAGUUCAAGGUUGGAACUGAAUACUACAGAAGCGAACUAAUGUGCUUGAUCAAAAAGCAGGGUGAUUUUGAAUGGUAUGCUCAGGACGGCAAUGGAGGCAUUUGGGUUUGUGACAUAACACCGGCUUAUAAACCGGCUGCACCCCAGCAAUUGCUGAAAUGUCAUUCCGGACCUAUAAUGGCCGUUCAAACCAGUCCAACCUCUAGCCACGUGGCUACACUAGGUGCCGAUGGGAGAUUAUUUAUGUAUGACUAUCAGAAGCAGAAACUCAUUUUUAAUCAUCAAUUCAAUUCAAGUGGUCGAACCAUGCUUUGGUUUCCUGUGUCCCUCGAUCCAACAGGGAUGAUUCUAGCCAUUGGGUUUGAAGAUGGGUGCAUUCGAAUCAUUGCUGUUAAUUUAAGUGAGAGUAAAUCAGAAAGCCCAGUAAACCUUAUUCAGAUUAUAAAAUCACACUCCAAAGAAAUCACGGCUCUAACGAUAAAUCACAGAGAGACUGUUCUCGUUUCUGGCUCGAAAGAUAACUCUAUUUUCGUGCAUCAGACUGUACGAAAGUUUCCGAAUGUGACUAUCGAUCCUAUAGGGUUAGUUUACACACCAUCCCCUGUAUAUACCAUAAAUUGGAAACCAAAUGCACCCACAACUGCAAUAAUCGGAUGUCUUCAUGGACAAGUUCUAGAAGUAGAGCUUCCUGAAGAACCAGUCACUUACACUGAUACAUCCUAUCAUCUCAAAAACCUCGACAUAAGACAACUAACAUUUCAAUCGGUAAAAUCGGAAAUCAAAAGAAACAUUCACAUUGCGGAGAUUGAAGAACGAAAGCAGCAGAAACGGGCACGCAAAAUGCAAUCAUUAGAAAGAAUACGCAUAGAGAAUCCGGGUGUAGACAUCGAUGAAGCUGCUUUUUUGAAAGAUUCUGAGGAUGAAGAAGAACUUGAGCCCUUAUACAUACCUAAAAUCCCAAACACUGUUCUUUGGGUACAAUACACAGAGGAAAAUACCCUGUGGCUUUCCAUGGGAGGCUAUGAUGCAGGAUUCGUUUAUGAAUACGGUUUUGAUGAUGAAGAUCCCAUAUCAUGUACACCGGUUCACGGAGCAGAAGGCACCGAAAUUACCACUUAUCUAUACGACCAUAACUAUAUUGUGUUCGGUAUGGGCGACGGCUCCAUUCGUGUAAAUCGCGUGAAAAGUGACUUUCGAGAUCUGACCGAUUAUUGGACACUCAACAUGCACUAUAAUCUGAACGGAAAAGUAACUGGUUUAGCAUUCAGUUUCGAUUAUCAAUACCUAUUCAGUGUCGGAACCGACGGUAACUUGUUUGCCUAUAAGUGGUAUGCAAUUACAGCUCCAAUCGAACCACAGAAAACUAAACCUCUGGAAACGAAACUAGCCAGCAUAGACGACAUUGUAGAUCUGGGGUACCUUUCGUUAGAGGAACAAAAGAUCAAACAAGAAAACGAUAGAAAAGCAAAGUUGCUGAAUGAUCGUAAAAAUGGCGUUCUUGAAACCGUUGCAGUGUAUAGAAAGCAAUUCGAAGCAUUACUUGCCAGAAACGAAGCACUGCCCGAGUGUCAAAGAAUUCCGAUGGAAGAUUUUACCUUGGAUAGAAGAAUUGUUGAUGACUUAGAGCAGGAACUCCAAGCCGAAAUGGAUCUUGUUCGCCAGAGAACGGCCUUCGAUGUUGAAAAGGCUCGACUAUCAGGAGAAAAGCUCAAACGAUUCUUCCUUGAUGGAAUCGAGAGUAUGCCAAUUCAAGUGCUUGGAGUCAACGUGGCAACUUCAGCGAAAUCGUUUCGCAUCAACAAGUUGAACGAAGAAUACCACCAAGCGGUAGCGGAUUUGGAUGAACGAAUUAAGGAAGAAGAGGCCCGCAAGAGACGUUUCAUGGAAAUGUGCAAAACGCCAGAGGAAAGAAUGACGAAGGCUUCCGAAGAACCCAGAUUUGACGUGCGAGAAGACUCACAGCUGGAAACAAGAGAAUCUUUUCUCGAAGGUUUGACUCAAUCAACAAUAGAUUUCAAGCUAGAAUCAAAAAUGAAACGUUUGCUUGCUAAAUACCGCGAGCGGAAAUCUAAAGAGCGCAUCCGGAAGCUGGAGUGGGACGAGCUGAGCGCCAGAAAACCGGACCCCAAUGUUAAUCAUCCCGACGAUGACAUUGCUAUCAAAGAGGCAGCCAGCUCGAUUGGAGAUUACAAGCUGAAAACCGAUCCUGAGUAUAGUCCAAAGGAAGAUUAUCGAGAAACCACACUUACCAAGUAUCGUGAUCUACUGGAAUGUAAAGAAAAAUUGUUUACCCUCAAAAACGAUUACAACAAGCAAGUAUUUGCUCUACGUGAUAAGAAAAUGGAGCUGAUUAAGUAUGUCGAGAAACAAAAGAAGAAGUUACGGAAAAUUCAUGAAGAAAUACCAGAAGAAAAACGAAAAAUGCCUACCGUGGAUAUAAAAACCAAUUCCACUUUAGAAUUUCCAGAAAACGAAUUCAAACUAGAUAAAACAGAGGAAGCAUCCGAUUCUCCGGAUAUCUUGCCCGAGAAGACAUAUUUACAGAAACGUGCUGAGUACUUCGAUGAAAUUCAAAAGUAUGCCCUAGGAUUAGCGCCAUCACCGGACGGGACGCCCUAUGCGCCUCUGGGUACAGAUUGGGAAAAAGAAAUGCGUUACAUACGACUUACGAAAAAAUAUUUUAAACAGGAUAAAAUAAUCAAGAAAAUCAUGGAUCGCGUUACUGAUUUUGACCAACAAUUAGAAAAGCUUGCUGAGAAUCGCAUUCAGGUCGAAGUUGAUGCCAAAUAUCUGGAGAUUUAUCAACUCACGCUCUAUCAAGAACUAUGGAUAUUGAAAGAUUUUGAAAAGAUUGAACGUAAAAUGAUCAACUCCGUGGAAGAAUUAACACUAGAGCGUAACAGCUUGCAAAAAGCUAUAAUCGAAGCACGCCAAUCUGCCGAUCAGUCCAAGCAAGAAAUGGAAAGAAUACGACGACGCCAGAAGACUAUUGUUCAAGAAUUUACUACAAACUGUUCUGACAACACGUUCGCAGUUUUCCUCAAAAGGAUAUUCAAGAAGAAGUAUAGACCUUGUCGGAUCAAUAAUGACCGCUAUGAAACCGAAUCGUCGAGUGAAUAUUCAUCGGAAGACAUUGACGCCUUGGAGAAUGCCGUGGAUGGCGAGGUCAGUAAAAUAUUUCUGGACGAGCAGCCUUGCCCCUUGGGAUGCGAUCCAGAUUUGUACGAAAUGACGAUCAAACUUAGAAACAAGAAAAAUGAGCUGGAAAAAGAGUACUAUGAUGAGAACAAAACACUGAAUGAGACUAUCAAAACAAUGGAAACAAUAAAGAUGAAGAUAUCUCUAGUAGAAACAAGACUCGCUGAUAAAAAUAAGGAAUUAUCGAACUUUCGGCGUGAGAAACAAGCGCGUUUAAAUGACAUAAACACUUUGGUAAUUUUGAAGAUGGAUCAACUGCAGUACUUCAGAACGGAAGCCGAAUUUUACGAUAUUGAAAACAGUUUGCUGUUCAACAAUGAGAAACUAAUGAAGCUGUACGCUCGUGUUGGUCAGCUGGCGAUGGAAACAUUGGAAACAAAACGGAAACAUAGAAUCAAUGUUGUGCAUCUAGCUAGAAUGCGCACAGACAUCAAGUACAUGGAUCAACAAAUUAUUGAGCUUAAAGAGAACAUUGUUGAGGCAAUGAUUAAGAAAUUUGGUAGAGUUAUUAACUUGGAUGAACUGGAGGAAACAAUUUUGAGAAAGUUCGCAUUCGAGAUGAGGGCCAAUAUGGACGAUGUUAAAAAGAGUUAUGCAGAACGAAUUCGGGGCCUUAAAAAUAUUCACUCCAAGAAACAAGAAGAACUGGCAAAAGUUAUCCAAGAAGGGACCGAAAAACUUCACGUCUUAACGGUACUGCAAGAGGAGUACAAUAAUUUAACAAAAAUGUUGGCAAACCAGAAAAGAUUACUGGAAAAAAAAGAACAGGAACCGGUAAACUACGAAGCGGAUCUCGUCAAAUUGAAAGAGAUAGCCAAAGCUCAAAAAGAGCAGAUCAACAUGCUGCAACGAGAGAUUCGCACACUCAGUAUUAAAUGCAAACCACUCAGCGCACAUGGUCCCCAAAUAAACGAGCCCGUUAUGAGCCAAGAAAAACCAACAAGAGUCCCAGAUGAUACGACAUAUCCAAACGUAAUGGAUUCGGCACCACCCAGCACAAGAGCUAGCUCUCCGGAUAACUUUUUAUGUAAUGAGAUAUCCGCUCUGGUCGAUGACUUUCUCACUGACCAUCUUGGAACAGUUGUUCAAAAAUCUGACAUCAAGCGUGUCGUUACCCAUCUGUCCCAUUACUUAUCCAAUAUUAUCGCCAAUUUCGCUCCUGAACACGCGAGUGAUUUACUUCCCCAUAUUAUCGAGAACUUCAAAUCAUUCAUACCUGAGGAACUUCUGCUAACAAUUCCACCCCAAGCCAUUGCCGAGCUUAUCGAGAAUAUCUUUCGCACGUUCAAAGAGGGAUAUGACAUUGACACUAAGGAAAUUCUUAACGAGAUUGUCAACAAUAGCUUAGAAAUGGUUCCCCCGGUUUCUCAAAAUUACUCCCACAAUAUUCUUGCUGACAUCCUCAAGCAAGUGCUGUCGACUCUCCACAUAACAGACGUCAAUCAUCCGGAUACGGUGACUUUUAUAGCCAACGGUCUCAGGAACAAACCCGGCAUCGACCCAGCAGCGGUGAACGUUGAUCUCCUUUCCAGUGAACUGCUUCAGUACUCGACGGAGAAUAUGGUCGAUGACGUCAAUCACAGCACAAUCAAGCUAAUAAUCAGCGGAAUUUUGCAACAAAGCUCGACAUAGGUACAGAUUCCUUUUUAGUAUCACCUGUAUCACCGCGUGAAGUAUAAGGUUCAAUUUGAUCAGCCGGCUAUCGAAACAAUAUUCUGGUAAUAAAGCAUGGUGCAAAACCGCCUAAAGCCAGAUACCAUGCUCCAUUGCUGUGAAAGAUAACCAUAAAUUAAUAAUUAGUUAGACUAGUCCGAAUAUAUCUCGACAAACCAAUGGCCUUAUCAGACGCCCACACAGGUGGUUGCAUGCAAGCGGAAAGCGCGUGGCGGUCAGAGUACAGAGCUUCAGAGACAAUUUCGACUGCCUGUAUCCAUCGCAUGCUCUUAUUAUAUACUUAGAGUUUAGAAAUAAAUUGCAA
This is a messenger RNA of Wyeomyia smithii (pitcher-plant mosquito), 6207 nucleotides long. Its product is annotated as cilia- and flagella-associated protein 44. Gene Ontology annotation, molecular function: protein binding. The record is from RefSeq and is a predicted model, not a curated record. The transcript has 8 exons. Lineage: Eukaryota; Metazoa; Arthropoda; Insecta; Diptera; Culicidae. The coding region runs from base 81 to 5861 and encodes 1926 amino acids.